UCCGGGGGUUUCUGUCCCAUUUGCGAUCUAUAAUCUGGAUCUCUAAAGCUGUGUUCACACUGAGCGGUUUUAUUUCGUUAAGUAAACUCAAAAUAGUGCAUGUUAAAAACGCAACAACAUGCACAGUGUGAACACAGCCUUAGCUACAAUGUAGGGAUCAGGAUGCUUCUCUGUAUCUGGCAGUAUUUUUACAGCAACUAUUUUAGAUAUUGGUUGAAAUGGUUCCUAAGGCAAAUAGAUGGCAAAUGUGAGCUGCAGAGGAUUUGUGAUGGGUCCAAGGAUGGUGCUCGAAGGACACACCGGAUAGAAUAUUCCUUGGAACACUCAAAAAGGAAGGUCCUGAGAUGUGCUAUCGAUAUUGCUGAAAAUGAAGUUGACAGAUAUGUAGCUGAUAUUGUACAAGAAAAGAAAGUAAAUGUGGAAAAAGAUAAAAGGUUUCAGAUAAACUUAAGGAUAUGCUUAUUACAGAUCUCUGGCUAUAAGAAGCUCUAUUUGGAUGUGGAGAGUGUAAGGAAGCAGCCAUAUGACUCCGACAAUCCUCAACAUGAGCAGCAGCUGUUGGAGCUUUGGGACUUACUAAUGCCUCAUGAGAAGCUGAAGUCUAGAAUCACAAAGCAGUGGGGGGACAUAGGCUUUCAAGGGGAUGAUCCAAAGACUGAUUUCCGUGGUAUGGGCUUUCUGGGACUGGCUAAUUUGUUGUAUUUUAGUAGAAAUUACACAGAAGAAUCUCGUUUAAUAUUGUCUCAUUCCAAUCAUCCAAAAAUUGGGUAUUCCUAUGCUAUUGUUGGCAUCAAUCUGACAGAAAUGGCAUACAGUUUACUCAAGAGCGGUGCUCUGAAGUCUCACUUCUAUAACAUGGUUCCUGGAUUCCCUGAGAUGAAAUGCUUUCAUCAGUUUUUUUGCUAUCUUUUGUAUGAAUUUGACAAGUUCUGGAUUAAAGAAGAACCUGAGAGUAUUAUGCAUUUCAACCAGUACAGAGAAAAAUUUCAUGAUCAGAUCAAGCACCUCCUCAGUGACCCAGAUGUCAUACUGACUCUUUAACGGCAUCAAAAAUCCUCAUAAUUUAUGUAUUCAAGGCUCUUGGUAUCUUGUAUUAUUUAAUGACAUUUUUCCAUGUAAUGUUGUGUUUGAUGUGAAUUUUUGUUUUACUAAGGCUAACUGACAAUCAGAUUCUAUGUAUAUUUGCACCAAAAGUGGUCUAAGUCAUUGUUAUCUAAAUGGGUUUGCCAUCAGUCCAGUGUUCACCUGUAAUUUCGUUCUCGCCUAAGGGCCUUUUACAUUGGCAAUUCUUGGCUGAAAGACUGAUUAUUGCCCCAUUUAAAAGACCAGCACUCAGCUGAAGAACAAGUAAGCCAUCAUUUAUUGGCUGAUUGCUGGGUUCUUGUAGCACUACAAAUCAUUAUUGUUUGGCUUUACAUCUCCCUUUUGUAAAGAGGGAAUGUGCAGCUGACAACCAUCAUUUGUGCGGCCCUGGGCACACAAUCAUUGAGCCAUGUAAAAGGCUCUUUAAAUUAGGCAUGUUUUUUUUUUUCAUAUAAAAGGCCCCUUUGUGGGUUAUAAUGUAAUAUCAUCCUUGUAGCUCAAUACAAUGCAUUUCUGUCACAUAAUCUUGAUGUCUUUAAUGCAUAUGAUGUAGAUUUUGCCCAGCAAAAUGUGUCAACUUAUCUUUGCUUACCACCUUUAUACUGAGCUUUUUUGUCAUAGUGUCCUACAUUGUUGCCUAGACCAUAAGUGUUUUAGAUGCGGUACUCAAGAAAGAUAUGUAUGUUUGCCACAGAUUUUUGUCUAUUCCCAUUAUCACUACCAGUCUCCAAGUUUUUUUUUGCAGUAGUUAUUGCAGUGUCAUCUGGAAUAGGGGAAGUUUCACUUAAAUCUUUCUCCUGACAGCAGGGGUUGCUGGGGCUUAACUGGUUGAUGGGGCUCGAACUGGUUGAUGGGUUGGUGGGGCUCGAACUGGUUGACUUACUGGUUCUGUGAAGCUGUCUAGGGCAAACAGUCUGAACCAGAGUUGCCCAUGGUUUUCCAUUACAGCACAGUUGAAGUCAAUAUAUAUAUAAUUUCAGAAGAUGAGUGUGUAUGAUAUUUCUCUUAAAUAAGUGGUUAUUUUCAGAAUUUGCUUUUAUGUUGUAAGUUUACAUUUCUUGGGCACAUACUUCAAACCCUUGGCAAUCUCUCAUGGUUGUGAUGCUGCUGAAAGCGAAGACCGUCUUUAACAAGCAAGAAGCAGAUCUUUAAUAAUAUGUUAAAGUAUUUUAAUGUGUUCAAUAGACCUUAACUGUCUAUAUCUAUAGCUUAAAAGGGUACUCUGCUGAUCAGCAUUUGAAACAAACUGUUCCGAA
Molecule: messenger RNA, 2339 nt
Organism: Hyla sarda
Lineage: Eukaryota; Metazoa; Chordata; Amphibia; Anura; Hylidae
Gene: ELMOD2
Product: ELMO domain containing 2
Exons: 9
Coding region: 100-1041 (313 amino acids)
Cellular component (GO): membrane
Molecular function (GO): GTPase activator activity
Source: RefSeq, a predicted model, not a curated record